UAUGGAUCGUUUUUAUAAAAAUAAACUCAUCAAUGCUUCUCAAAAAAUGAGGUCUGAUAACAACACUGGAUAUGAAGCUUCAGGAAGUGAAUUACUAGAAAAUUCUUUUAGCAGCACAAUAAGGAAUGAACUCGAGAAUAAUUCUGGGGACAGUAAACAAAAUUAUUUCAACGGUGAGUCUGCCAGCAGCUGGGGAAAUAGAAUGAGAGACAAACAUUUGAAAACACUUAACUCUCACCUCCACAAUAAUUCUUUCAGUAGAGGUGAAUUUGGAAGUUCACAAAAUUCUCUCAAUUCACUUUAUCGAACAAAAAUGUUUUGUGAGAACGACGAUUCUGAACUACGUAAUUUUACUGAGAUGAUGAAGGAAUCUUUUCGGCAAAAUAGAUUGAGAGAAGAACAAAUUGCAAGGGAGAUAAAGGCCUCUAAUGAAAGAAAGCGAAAGCUCGAAUUGGAUUCUUUUGAAGAUAUCCAGGAUGAGAUGAACAUUGCUGAUUUUUUUAGUUGUUCGACGAAUGACAACAACAGGAAGACUUCUGAAAAAAAAUAUAAACGACAAAAAAUGGGUGUAGUGAUUAUUAAUAAGGGUGGUGUUAUUCAAUUUGGCAAUGAUAAAUCACGUAAAAACAAGUGUGCUGACUCUUCGUCAUCGUCAUCAUCAUCCUCUCCAGAAAAAGAAGUGAAAAAAGAGCUAAAGGAACAAAAAAAAUCCAUCAAUAAGUUGGUGGAAAUGAUGGAACAAAUGCAGAAACAAGUUCAAGCAUUGUCAAUGAGUUCUAAAAAUAACGGGUAA
Meloidogyne enterolobii is the source of this 793-nucleotide messenger RNA. Lineage: Eukaryota; Metazoa; Nematoda; Chromadorea; Rhabditida; Meloidogynidae. The record is from the annotation of a GenBank genome assembly.